Molecule: messenger RNA, 4494 nt
Organism: Culex quinquefasciatus (southern house mosquito)
Lineage: Eukaryota; Metazoa; Arthropoda; Insecta; Diptera; Culicidae
Biological process (GO): proteolysis
Molecular function (GO): zinc ion binding; metallocarboxypeptidase activity
Source: RefSeq, a predicted model, not a curated record
CUUGCGUUUUGCCAAUCUUCCUACUUUUAAACACUUUUGAUGCAUUGGCAAAGAUGCACGUCAUUCACGAAACCCAGGUCUCCUUGUCUGUGGCUGCCUCGCGAUUAGCAAUAGUGACACAAUUAUUUAUCGCGUCCACCCGCGCGCACCACACACGCGACCGCUGCCAAGUUUAAUUGCUUUAUUCUGACCGAACCCAGUACCUUCUGUGUGGUUUGGCCUUUGAAAGUGCCCUAAAUAUUUAUCAUCCCGCUAUUAAGCCGCAUGCAGUAAGGAAGGCGGUUGGCAAACACUUGUACGAAGAUCAGACGGGAGACACAGGACAGGAGAUGAACAAUUAAUAGUUUAGACAGCUUAAAUUUCGUUACUUUUGAGGCGAAUCUGCGCACGUGUCGUGGCUGUUUUGAGACACUUUCUCGAAAAACGGUGAGCAGCUCGGUCUAUUAUAGCUGAAUUGAACAACUUUUACUUAAUUUGCCUUAACGAGGCAAAAACAAACUUUUACUGUUCUGGAAAAACAAACUGUUACUUUCGGUCGUGCUCGAACUAAUGGCCUGUACUCUCUGUACGCAAGGUAAUUCGCGAUUGUCAGCAGAAGGAACCCCCUGAACUUGGCUGCGCGCCAUUAUCUUGCGAUGAGAUGGUAUCAACUACGCUACGUUGGAACUGGAGCGCAUCCAAGUUCACAUGUGCGGUCGCUUCUUCCAUUGUCACAGAGCCUGCUCGGUUCUUCUCCCAGAAAGCUCGUCAACCGUUUCGUGCGUAACUUACCUGUGCGCCAGUGCCUACUUGGACGGGAUAAUCGCGAAAUGGUUCAUUGCGUUUCGUGAUUGCUGUUGCUGAGGUUCAGAUGUCGCUUUUGGUUGAUCGUUGGGUUGCUUGGAUGUGCGCUGAUGAAAUCAAGGUUAGUCUACGGGUAGUGUUCGGAUCGAUCGGUUCGGGGUUUUUUCCGUUGGUGUCUCGGUUAGGAAAAUGGAUGAGAGUGGUUACUUGCCACUGGUAGUGUUGUGUGUAGUACUUGGGAAGAAUUCAGCACUGAACGCGGUUUAUGUGAACAACCAAAAGCUCGACCGGAUUGAGGUGGACAAGAUCAAGCUGUUGAGUCCAACGGACGCAAGUGUACACGAGGUGACGAAGAGUGACCUCAUAACGAAGGAUAACUUUACGAACCCACUUCAGUACUAUCAGUAUUUAGUGGGGAAUGACCCCGAAGGAUACGUCGACCUGCUGUGGGGCAAGAACAAAACUUAUAUGCCGUCCAUCUUCAGGACUACAACCACUUCAACAACACCAACGGAGAAUACCAUUAACUACGCAGAUGACAUGACACCCAUCUUGAACACGCUGAACAAUACAACGCCAAUGUACAAAGGGGACUAUUACAUCCCGACGACUACAGUCCGUCCGGUGAAGCAACUCAAGAAACCCAAAACUAAACCUCUGCCAGCAACAAAUCAAACAAGACUAACGAAAGAAACGCUGGAACUGCUGCGGAAGUAUUUUGCUAUCAACUGUACGUUGACACCUCUGCAAGACACAACUACGACUCCACUUCCAAAAACUGCAACCAAGAAGUCUAAACUGAAAGCUAAAACAAAGAAAGCACCAGCAACAACACUAAAGACGACAUUGAAGUCAACAACAACAACAACAAAGCCGACUGCGGAACCCCCAAUAGUAGCCAACAAGCUGCUGCAUCGAGCGAAGCCCAAGAAGAAACCUUUCCGACCCGUAGUCUACGUAGAACACCCCGUCAUGGCGACCAUCGGAGGCGUCCUCGAAAGUGUGUACAACUACAUGCAGGAUGCGAUGGUCAGCACGGAGUACAUUUCGAUCGAAGACGACGACCAGAACGGCAAAGCCAACACCAAGAAAGGCAAGAAGAUCAAGCGGGAUUCCGUCGCCGACGGCACGACGCCCUUCCCGAUCACGUCCAAGCAGUAUCAGUCGGACACGAAGCGGGUGACCAUCGCGGGAAUUCCGCUGGGAGGCGUUGGGGACAAGAACAAGCUGACGACAAACAUUCACGUGACGAGCGAGUACUCGCCGGCGACACCGGCUACGAUUCCGCUGUUGCCGAUGCAGCCGAACGUUGACAAUAAGGAUGGAAGCAGCGAGGAAAGUGGGUCGGAAGAGGGAGGGGACUAUUACGGAGGGUUCGCGAAUACGAGUUAUGAGGACGAGGAAGAGGAGGACAGUGCGGAGGGUGAGGAAAGUGAUGAGUACGCGGGUGGCAGUGAAGAAGCUGUCGGGAACCAAGCGGGAGUGGUUGUGAAUGACAAGGACUAUGACUACGAGGACGAGAAGAACGAUGUGCUGGCGAAUAGGGAACCGGUGCAGGUGAAACGGCAGAAGCAACCUGGGAGCGUUGAAGAGUAUAGUGAUGAAGAGGGGGAUGAUUACGACAGUGCAGAAGAUACGGGUGGUGGAGGUGGAUUCUUCACGGGGAUAUUUUCGUCGAUUGGACGCUUUGUGCGAUCCUUGGGAUUCGCGCCGAGAACUACGGUAGAGUACGAUGACUACGAUGAGUCACGCAGCACUACGCCACGGAUACUUGAUCUGAAGAAACGACCAACACGGAGUACGGAUCCUGGUGAACAAACGCAACUGGAGCGAGUACACGAAUCGACGGAGAAGCAGAAUCCGUGGUAUCACUACCCGCCGUACAUGUACAAUGAAAUCAACGAAGAGCCAGAGAUUCAGAUACCUGCAUCGGAGCCGAACGUUCCUCCGCAAGAAGAAGACAACAGUGACUGGUUCCAGUACAUGAUGCCGUGGGAUUUCUUCAAUCCCUGGUUACCAUGGGACGAUGCACCGCACACUCAGGUUCCGAUACAGCCGGUGGAGGUGACAAGCACUGCUGAACCCAAACCUGGCUGGUUCCCAAACCUUUUCGGAGGUGCUACAACGGAAGCUCCUGCCACUAAUCCGACGACCCCCAAGCCACUGAUUCCGUUCCUACCGGCAUCGGAUCCGCUGCAGAAACCAUCAACCUGGAUAAACGUGAUCGCUCAACACGUGUUCACGACAACUCGAACUCCAAAGACAACAACUCAAAUCCCUUCGAACACUCACAUAACGAAACCGACCAAAGUGUCCUACAGCGGGUAUCAACUGUGGCGCGUAUAUCCAAAGACCCCGGAGAACGUUCGCUACCUCGAGGACUACCGAUUCUCGCCGGAAGGCAUCAAGCUGCAGUGGUGGAAGGGACCAAGCUUGAGGGGAGCAAACGACAUCCUGGUACCUCCGCACAUGUUGGAACCGCUGGCGGAUUAUCUGCAGGAUGAAGAUAUCACAAAGGAGGUGGUCAUCCGGAACCUCGGGCAGGCGAUCCUGUACGAGAACCCCAAAAUGACGCGACGCGAGCAGAUCGAGGUGGAGGUGCUGACCGGACAUCCGUUGACGUGGUACCGGUACCAUCGGUACGGUGACAUUGUCAAAUUUAUGAACUACCUGGGGCGCAAGUUUCCGCGGAACGUGGAGCUGAUCCACAUCGGAAGAAGCUUCGAGGGGCGUCCGCUUACGGUGGUGAAGGUUGCUUGAGGGAAGCGGUCCAAGGAGGACAAGGACAACGUCAAGGGGAAGCGGAAGAAGAAGGUGAAGAAGCGCGGACAACGCAGUGCGAUAUUCGUUGAGGCUGGAGCGCAUGGCAGGGAAUGGAUCGGGCCGAGUGUGGCCACCUGGAUUUUGGACACGCUGACGAAGAUGGUUGCGAGUAAUGAUACCGAGCUGGAGAACAUGAAGGCAAUGGAUUGGUACAUCUUACCGGUGCUGAAUCCGGACGGUUACGAGUACAGUCACGAGUACGAUCGGAUGUGGCGCAAGACUCGCUCCAGACACAGCGAAGCUCAUGUUCCGGGGAUUCUGAAUUCAGCGUUGAGCUGGCUCCAGUCGCACAGUUCGCUUUCGGUCAACACCGACCAGCACUGCAUCGGAACGGAUCUCAACCGGAACUGGGACUACCGCUGGAACGAAGAGGGAGUCUCCAGGUCCGCUUGCAGUGAGCACUACGCUGGAUAUAGAGCGUUUUCCGAGCCGGAAGCGAAGGCGCUGUCAAAGUUUCUUCAAAACAGUCGUCGGAACAUUCAGAUAUUCGUGUCGCUGCAUUCGUACGGUCAGACGAUUAGCUAUCCGGGUGAGAAGCGUUCCCAAACGAAUGACGAGCAGUUUAGCAACGUGCACGAGAUGGCAACUGUAGCGGUGGAAACGCUGCGAGGUUCCGGCAGUCUUGCGGCGUACCGAGUGGACAGCCAGCACGAGAUGUCGUACGUGAGUUCCGGAACAUCGACGCAGUACGCCCGGUUUGAGGCCGGGAUCAAGUACAGCUACACAGCAGAGUUGCCGGAUACGGGAACGCAUGCUUUUCUGCUUCCACCGUCGGGAAUCGAGACCGCGGCUAGAGAUAUGCUCGAGCUGAUCAAGGGAAUGGUGGAUUAUAUUUAACCUGAUACUGUACAAUUAGUAACUUAUUGACAAUUAAAUUAUUUUAAAAAC